Messenger RNA from Penicillium paradoxum, 279 nucleotides. RefSeq lists its product as uncharacterized. The record is from RefSeq and is a predicted model, not a curated record. Lineage: Eukaryota; Fungi; Ascomycota; Eurotiomycetes; Eurotiales; Aspergillaceae. Bases 1 to 279 code for a protein of 92 amino acids. The transcript has a single exon.
AUGUCUCGUCGUCGAAUAUCGCAUAGCGAGAUGAACGAGGCUCUCGCUCAUCCCUUCAUGCAGUUAAACGGUCAGUCCAACGGUCAACGCCGCGGCCCCAUCGAAGGCCCCAAUGGCCGUCGUCUCAUCCGUCGCGUCACAUGGCGCUCCUCAACGUACAAGCUCAUGGCCUCGCUGUGGGUGCUCGGCGUGCUCUAUAUCCUCUGGCUAGUCCGCGACCUCUUCUUACCAUUUUCCCCGUCCGAUUCCGAAUCCACCCCACCUGCUCAACUCGACUAA